Paramecium primaurelia is the source of this 630-nucleotide messenger RNA. The record is from the annotation of a GenBank genome assembly. Lineage: Eukaryota; Ciliophora; Oligohymenophorea; Peniculida; Parameciidae.
AAUGUAAAAUUACGACAGUUUAUUCUUUUAGAUUCAACUAUAUGUAGCAGAAUUGUGUGAACCUAUAAAUUUAAUAGAAUUUGUAGUGGAUGAUGUAAAACCAAAAUAGGAAAUAGAGUAAAAAAUAUCAACAGACAUUUAAGUUUCAGAUCGAAAAUAAAAAAUGAAAACUUAAAAUGAAAAGAGUAUAGAAUUGUUGAAAUAAUAUAGAUAGUCAAUCCAUCCAAAUCUAAUGUGACUCAUACUUAAUAAAGUAAAAAGAAUAAAUAAGAUAAUAUUUGUAAAGGGAAAAAUUGGAUUAUCAAGAAAUUAAAUGAAGAAAACUAAUCUAAGUAGAUAGUUACUUGUUUACCAAAUUUACCUAAAUCAAUCUAAAAUUAAGGAAAAUUAUUCUCUAAUACAGCUUCAAGAUAGAUGAAAUAAAGAUUCAAUAAAUUUAUAGCUGAUUAGAAUAAGAAUUAAUUUAUUAUUCAAAAUGACAUUUUAUAAGGAUAAUAAAAUUCAUCAUUACUUCAAUUAAGUAAUAUUGUUUAAUAUAUUAUAUUAGUUAGAUUAAAAUCAGAUUCUCCAAAAUAAUUACCGAUUUAUGAUGUUAAUUUUGUUUAGAACUUUUAAUAAUAUUUUUCUUGA